Messenger RNA from Lactuca sativa (garden lettuce), 444 nucleotides. The record is from RefSeq and is a predicted model, not a curated record. Lineage: Eukaryota; Viridiplantae; Streptophyta; Magnoliopsida; Asterales; Asteraceae.
AUGAAGGAUAUCAAAGGAAAGGGAAAACUCGUCUCUGAUAAUGCAGCACAAGUUAAGAAAAAGUUAGCUAACCUUAGAGCUCCAAAGAAAAACUCAAUUGAAAAACCAACUAACAAUAACACACCUCAAUUAAAGCAAGAUAAAAAUAAAAUCAAAGUUUACACCAUCAAACGAAAAGAUGAAACCACAUUAAUAAAAAGAACAUAUUUGGUUGAUCUUUCUGUUGCAAUUCCUUAUUUUGUUAUAAGUGACGAGCAAUUUGAUGACGAAUGGUAUAUUGACAGUGGUUGCUCUCGUCAUAUGACAGGAAGGAGGGAAGAGCUUAGGGAGUCUCGGUCCCUUAAGGAUGGUGGAUGUGUAAAAUAUGGGAACAACUCAUAUGGCAUGAUCAAAGGAUAUGGGAUGAUUACAAAUGGCGAAUUUUCGAUUUGUAAAGUAGCUUAA